This is a messenger RNA of Piliocolobus tephrosceles (Ugandan red Colobus), 3095 nucleotides long. RefSeq names its product keratin 72 (gene KRT72). Gene Ontology annotation, molecular function: structural constituent of skin epidermis. Gene Ontology annotation, cellular component: keratin filament. Lineage: Eukaryota; Metazoa; Chordata; Mammalia; Primates; Cercopithecidae. The transcript is spliced from 9 exons. The record is from RefSeq and is a predicted model, not a curated record. Gene Ontology annotation, biological process: intermediate filament organization; keratinization. Bases 1165 to 2700 code for a protein of 511 amino acids.
AGGAAAUGGAACACAUACCCAGGACUCAGACAGCUUGAGGAAUAAGAGCAAUGAAACAAUCCUACCUGCAUGCCAGAGGAACAGGAGAGCUGUUGCUAAGAGAGGAGGCGACUUGAAGGCAGCUUAAGUUUGAGACAAGGAAAUUGGGUUAGGUGGAAGAAGCAGCCUCUGUAGCUUAAAGGGGAAUGAAGUUCUAGAAUCUAGUUCUUGGUUUUAGAUCUGAAGAGUCUUGACCUGUUCCUAAUAACUGAUCACAUUUUGAUGCUGAAUUAGAAAUGACAGGGUGGCAAAUGACCUGAGCAGAGGUUUCCUGGAUUGGAUAAAUGAGCCUCUUCUGCUAUUAAAAGAAAACAAAAAUGAAAACAACCCAAAACCUUAGGAAAUGUCCUCUGCCAAACCACACCUGAGCCUUCCUGUGCCACCUCCCCAGGCCUUCUUCCCUCCCUCCCAGAUAGCAUGGUCCCCAUUCUUAAUCUAGAAAUGCUUUAGUGGAGGAACCUUUUCACUCUGGUCCAAAGUCAACCCCCAACACUUGUGACCGGAGCUCUCUGUGUCCUGCCUUCCCCAGUAGACUGAGAGGUCUCUGCAGAUGGGGCCAAAAUCUCCUUCUGAACUUCCUUCUUGCACACAGGACAGAGCUGUCCUUAUGCAGAAGCCUGGGAGGCAGGAGGAGGACAGGCUAAGGAUGAUUUUCUGGGAUAUUCUUGACCCUAUUCAUGGCCUUCUGAAGCAGAAGCAGGCUGGACAUCUGCUUCACACACCUCUGUCUCCCCAGACACACACCCAGAGGAGCCAGCCCCACUGGAAGUUUCCAGGGGCGAUCUCAGGAGUAAUAACCCCAGUAAUUGGAGGCCAGCAGGUGGAGAUAAGGUCGCUAAGCCAUGAUAAUGCAGGAGGUGAGCCAAGUAAAUGCUGGGUUCUGGGUCACUUUAUAGGGAUUCAUGGGGAGUUCACGGCGGAACAGACAAAAUUCUCGGUGAGGGCGUGGUAAUUUCCUACAUGAAGAACCCAAGGGGCCUCAAGGGAUCUAAAAGGAAUUGUCGAGGUACAAAUUAGGCUGACUCCAGCCGGCCAGGCUAUUUAAGGGGCGAGCCGGACCGAGAACGCAGCGGCUGUUUGCGCCCCUCCUACCUCCCGCGCAGCCAGCACCGGUCCUUGCCAGCCAUGAGCCGCCAACUGACCCGUUUCCCCGGCGAGGAGCGCCUGGGCUUCAGCGGCUGCUCCGCGGUCCUUUCUGGCCGAAACGGCAGCAGCUCCGCCUCAUUCCGGGCCGGGGUCAAGGGCUUGGCCUCCUUUGGCAGCAAGAGCCUCUUCUGCCUUGGGGGCAGCCGGCGCCUGGCUCUCAGCGCUGCGGCGGGGCGGGGCGGCGGCCGCCUGGGCGGCUUCGUGGGCACCGUCUUUGGCAGCGCCGGGCUGGGACCCGCGUGUCCCUCCGUGUGCCCGCCCGGGGGCAUCCCUCAGGUCACCGUCAACAAGAGCCUCCUGGCGCCGCUCAACGUGGAGCUGGACCCCGAGAUCCAGAGGGUGCGCGCCCAGGAGCGGGAGCAGAUCAAGGCGCUGAACAACAAGUUCGCCUCCUUCAUCGACAAGGUGCGGUUCCUGGAGCAGCAGAAUCAGGUGCUGGAGACCAAGUGGAACCUCCUACAGCAGCUGGACUUGAACAACUGCAGGAAGAACCUGGAGCCCAUUUAUGAGGGCUACAUCAGCAACCUGCGGAAGCAGCUGGAGACGCUGUCUGGGGACAGGGUGAGGCUGGACUCGGAGCUGAGGAACAUGCAGGAUUUGGUGGAAGACUACAAGAAGAGGUAUGAGGUAGAGAUUAACAGACGCACGGCUGCUGAGAAUGAGUUUGUGGUGCUCAAGAAGGACGUGGAUGCUGCUUACAUGAACAAGGUUGAGCUCCAGGCCAAGGUGGACUCCUUGACAGAUGAGAUUAAAUUCUUCAAGUGCCUUUAUGAAGGGGAGAUCGCUCAGAUCCAGUCCCACAUCAGCGACACGUCUGUCAUCCUGUCAAUGGACAACAACCGGAACCUGGACCUGGACAGCAUCAUUGCCGAGGUCCGUGCUCAGUACGAGGAGAUCGCCCUGAAGAGCAAGGCCGAGGCUGAGACCCUGUACCAGACCAAGAUCCAGGAGCUGCAGGUCACAGCAGGCCAGCAUGGGGAUGACCUUAAACUCACCAAGGCUGAAAUCUCUGAGCUCAACCGCCUGAUCCAGAGGAUCCGCUCAGAGAUAGGGAAUGUGAAGAAGCAGUGCGCCAAUCUGGAGACGGCCAUUGCUGACGCUGAGCAGCGGGGGGACUGCGCCCUGAAGGACGCCCGGGCCAAGCUGGAUGAGCUGGAGGGCGCCCUGCACCAGGCCAAGGAGGAGCUGGCACGGAUGCUGCGUGAGUACCAGGAGCUCAUGAGCCUGAAGCUGGCCCUGGAUGUGGAGAUCGCCACCUACCGCAAGCUGCUGGAGGGCGAGGAGUGCAGGAUGUCUGGUGAAUAUCCAAAUUCUGUGAGCAUCUCCGUCAUCAGCAGCACCAGUGCUGGGGCAGGAGGGGCUGGCUUCAGCAUGGGCUUUGGCACCUCGAGCAGUUAUAGCUACAAAACUGCAGCUGCAGACGUCAAGACCAAAGGCAGCUGUGGCAGCGAGCUCAAGGAUCCCCUUGCCAAAACCUCGGGGAGCAGUUGUGCCACCAAAAAGGCCUCCAGAUGAUGGACAAGUGGUUGGCUCUGUGAGCAGAAGGCUUCCCAACCCACCCAUUUCCUCCCUCUCCUUCCCUAGGCUCCCUUUCCAAGUCAAGAAAUGCUUUAUCUGUCACCACAGUCCCAACUCCAUUUCCUCUCUCUGUUGUCCUCAAGGUGUGAUGCUUCGAUGCAAGGAGUCCAGUCAUGAGCUCUCUCAGUGGCCUCCUUCUUAGUCCCGUUUUGUUGGGUCAUUGCCUGAAAUGCAAAGACAACACACAUACCCAGGAUGUUUCCCCACGGCCAGCUACAAGCCCCUCUGCCUCCAUGCCUUUCUAGGGCCUUUGCUGCCAAGGGACUCUUUUCAUCUUCUGAUUGGGAUUGUGUCCUGUCCUCUGCUUCUCCUGCAAUAAAUGAGUAAAUCUG